UACUGCGCUUCAAAAAAAAUGGCAAAAUCAGUGAAUCCAAAGCUCAAGCCUUGGGUAAAGAACCUAUACUCCAACAGAGAAUACCCUGAUAACUACACGGAUGCCAGUUUUCUGAAGGACUUGCGUACAAAUUUGCAUGUACGGCUCUAUACGUAUCGUGUGGCCGCUGUGGGCAUUACAGUGCUCAACAAUCAGAUCUCAUGCAUAACCGGCUUUCUUAUAAUCUACUACCUGAUGCUGAACGACUCCGUGUCACCAACCACUAUAUUUGUGCCCACCGGUGUGAUCACAGCGUUUGGAUAUCUUUGGUACCGCGGCAAAAGUCUGAGCAUGGCGCUCCUGGCAGAGGAUUCCAAGACGCUGGUCACAGUACUUUUGUUUGGCUUCAUAUUCUCGCCCAUGCUACACACACUGACUCAGGCCAUCAGCACGGAUACAAUCUACACAAUGACAUUUUUCGUGCUCCUUGGCAACUUGAUGUUCUCCGAUUAUGGUCUGGAUGUUGCCAUGGUUUCUCCAGCGAUCUCUUUGAAUGCAGCCAUAUUCGGCGCCAUUUGUUUGGCAUCACGGCUUUCAACAUCCUACCACGCAUUUGUGCUCCUUGUCGAGGCAGCAAUAUUUUUCGUUUUAUAUCCCAUCAUGACAUCAGCCACUUGGCAUGAGUUCUACAUGAUCCCAAUCUUCUGCAUUUGUUGCUCGGCGCUAUAUUGGAUUUCCCAUCCAGUGCUCUGUCUUUAUGCGUGCACAACUAUCUUCAUUAACUUUAUUUGCCCGCUAAUCUUUGUACGACUUCAAAGACACAAGUUUAACAUCCACGGUCCCUGGGAUGAGGCCAUUGUGGAGGAGAACACCGAUAAAAAUCUCGAUGAGAACUUAUAGCAUCAGCUUCGCCUCUCACAGCAGCAGGGAGGCGACGUCGAUGAUGAGAUGAAGAACAGCUAAAUUUCUAGCAUUGGUUAGAGCUAUCAAUUAUCAAAAAAUUUGUUUUCAUUAAAUGCUGGUAAUUCUCAUCGUAUUUUACGCUGAGCAUAACCCAUUUGCAGAACAUGUAUUUCUAGGAAAAGCAUUCCAUUGAAAUUUGUUCCUAAUCCAUACUACUUUGUACAUAUAUUCUUAAAUGAUUGU
This is a messenger RNA of Scaptodrosophila lebanonensis, 1125 nucleotides long. It is a transcript of the gene PIG-C, whose product is annotated as phosphatidylinositol N-acetylglucosaminyltransferase subunit C. The record is from RefSeq and is a predicted model, not a curated record. Gene Ontology annotation, cellular component: glycosylphosphatidylinositol-N-acetylglucosaminyltransferase (GPI-GnT) complex; membrane. Bases 19 to 879 code for a protein of 286 amino acids. The transcript has a single exon. Gene Ontology annotation, biological process: GPI anchor biosynthetic process. Lineage: Eukaryota; Metazoa; Arthropoda; Insecta; Diptera; Drosophilidae.